Messenger RNA from Cucurbitaria berberidis CBS 394.84, 1341 nucleotides. RefSeq names its product uridine-cytidine kinase-like protein-like 1. Bases 1 to 1341 code for a protein of 446 amino acids. Gene Ontology annotation, cellular component: cytoplasm. Lineage: Eukaryota; Fungi; Ascomycota; Dothideomycetes; Pleosporales; Cucurbitariaceae. The transcript is spliced from 3 exons. Gene Ontology annotation, molecular function: kinase activity; ATP binding. The record is from RefSeq and is a predicted model, not a curated record.
AUGUCAUCGGCAGGCCGAAGGACGCACUACGAGCCACCAUGGGGCAAUGCGAGCAUUAUUGGAGUAGCUGGUAGCUCUGGAUCUGGCAAGACGUCUUUGGCAUUGGCUAUAGUGGCAUCUCUGAACUUGCCAUGGGUUGUCAUUCUGUCUAUGGACUCGUUCUACAAGCCACUAACACCUGAGCAAUCUGCGGCUGCUUUCAGGAACGAAUUUGAUUUUGACUCGCCGGAGGCCAUAGACUUCGACAACUUGGUCGACCGGUUACAAGAGAUUAAAGCUGGCAAGGUUGCCGAGGUACCCAUAUACUCGUUUCAGAAGCAUUCCCGACUCGAGAAGACAACUACAAUCUAUUCGCCACAUGUUCUAAUUUUAGAAGGCAUCUUCGCCUUACACGAUCAGCGAGUGCUAGACCUACUUGAUCUUCAGAUUUUCGCAGAAGCGGAUGCCGAUCUCUGUCUUUCUCGACGUCUCGUGCGCGACGUCAAAGAACGAGGUCGAGAUAUAGAGGGCUGUAUCAAACAAUGGUUCGGCUUUGUGAAGCCGAACUUUUACAAAUAUGUCGCACCGCAGCGCGAGAUCGCUGACCUCAUCAUUCCCCGUGGCAUCGAGAACAAAGUCGCCAUCUCCAUGGUCAGCAACCAAGUUCGCCAAACGCUUAAUCAGAAGAGUGCGCUCCACCAGGCGGAGUUGCAGCGACUGGGAAAGAUUGCUGAGGUUAGAGAGCUGAGUUCGAAUGCAAUUGUGUUGAAGCAGACGAAUCAGGUUAAAGGAAUGCACACCCUCCUCUUAGACCCAAGCACAUCGCGAGAAGACUUCAUAUUCUACUUCGACCGCAUGGUUUCUCUACUAGUCGAAACAGCUUGCGACUUCCUCCCUUUCGCCUCUCACACUGUCACCACAUCGCAGAAAUACAGCUACCAAGGGCUCCAGAAAAAUGCAGAUGUCAGUGCCGUGGUGGUUCUGCGUGGUGGCAGUGCGUUUGAGACAGGCCUUCGGCGUACAAUUCCGGAUUGCAGGACGGGAAGGGUACUCAUCCAAACGAACUACAGGACGGGUGAGCCGGAAUUGCAUUAUCGAGCCUUGCCGACAGACAUUGCGCAGCAUGGGCUUGUACUAGUUCUGGAUCCGCAGUUUUCAUCGGGUGCGGCGGCUUUGAUGGCAGUCAGGGUGCUAGUAGACCAUGGUGUAUCCGAAGACAGGAUUGUAUUCGUAACAUAUACGGCGGGUCGCAUUGGCGUCAAUAGGGUGUUGAGCGUCUUUCCAGAUACCAAGGUUGUGAUUGCAAGAUUAGGCGACGACAUGGAGAAUCGGUGGGUGGAAUCAAAGUAUUUGGGUUGCUGA